Molecule: messenger RNA, 270 nt
Organism: Vitrella brassicaformis
Lineage: Eukaryota; Vitrellaceae
Source: the annotation of a GenBank genome assembly
AUGAAGCGACUGUCGUAUGCAGGAGAUGCGUAUCAAUACCAACACCCUGGUGAUCUCAUCCACGUCGACCUGUCACAGAUCAAGCAGCCAAGCGAGAGAGGAUACAAGUAUUUGAUGGUGGUGGUCGAGGAUAUAUCAAGGUGGCUGCAGACUUACUUCCUUAAGAAGAAAUCGGAUGCCCCUGCCGCAUUCAUCCAGAACUGCACUGCAGUCCGCAUGCCCAAGGCAGUGAGGACAGAUGGAGGGGCGGAGCUCAUCAAGGGCCAGUGA